GUCCUAUUAUCCUAACGCUCUCACGUCGCCUCGUCCAUCUGUUAUCAGUCAACCCAAUCGCAACAUCACAGAAUGCCAGGAAGAACCCUGGAUUACCUAUCAGUAUCUCCUCGAACGAAACAUACAGCUACGGUGAUAUUUGUACAUGGACUCGGCGAUACUGGAUUUGGAUGGCGGCCUUUAGCGGAAGUAAUGAGCAAGGACCCUGAACUAAAUCGCGUGAAAUGGGUCUUGCCUCACGCACCGCGACGAUAUGUAACGAUCAACAGCGUAUACAUGCCUUCUUGGUAUAACAUAACUUCCAUGAACCCCAUCACGGAAGACGAAACAGAUAUCCUGCAAAGUGCUAAAGCAAUCGACGACCUUAUCACCGCUGAAAUUGAGAGUGGGACUCCCGCUGACCGAAUCAUUUUGGGUGGCCUUAGCCAGGGUGCCGCCAUGACUCUUCUUACUGGGUUUACGACGAAACAUCGACUGGGCGGGCUUAUAGUGUUAAGUGGACGCUUGCCACUGAGAAACAAGUUCAAGUCUCUUCCAAUCUCCGAUCAUAUUAAAGAACUGCCGAUCUUCUGGGGUCAUGGUACGGAGGAUCCUAUAGUCGAGUAUAAAUUAGGUCUCUUAUCGAUGGACUAUAUCAAGAGUGAGCUAGGUAUCCGAACUGCAAGUGACUCAAAUUCCGGCGUCCCGACUGGGCUUUCGUUCCACUCCUAUAAAGAUCUCGGACAUACGGUAUGUGAACAAGAAGUGGAAGACCUAAAGACAUGGUUGAAGUCGGUCAUUCCUGCUAUUCCGGAUAUGGAAGAAUGAUGACCGCUACGACGGGAGAUAGACAUUUGCACGAGAAAGUGAGAGGAUAUUGUAAUAUGUAGGAGAACGAUGUCUCGCUGCAACGUGAUGUAUUAGAUGUAUGACUGCGUUCGUUAUUUUUCACAUCAGCUUCGAAGUUCGAAGUUCUUGGAGUAAGGCUGAAUCUCAAUCAUUAUGAAUGAAAAUGCUUGUCGAAA
Molecule: messenger RNA, 1004 nt
Organism: Somion occarium
Lineage: Eukaryota; Fungi; Basidiomycota; Agaricomycetes; Polyporales; Cerrenaceae
Source: the annotation of a GenBank genome assembly